This is a messenger RNA of Aureobasidium pullulans EXF-150, 687 nucleotides long. RefSeq lists its product as uncharacterized. The record is from RefSeq and is a predicted model, not a curated record. The coding region runs from base 1 to 687 and encodes 228 amino acids. NCBI's taxonomy places the organism in Eukaryota, Fungi, Ascomycota, Dothideomycetes, Dothideales, Saccotheciaceae. The transcript is spliced from 2 exons.
AUGCCUCACGCAGAAAGCGACAUGUCGAGCCCCGUCACUAACGGCGACAAGCCUCACUCACAAUUCUUCUCGCACUUGAAGUCAUACCCCGUCGUCAAUGACAGCGUCGAGACAUUCCUCAGCAACCCCUACGGAGCCAAGUCUCUUGACAUUGCCGAAACCGCCUACACCAAGCUUGGAAAGCCCGUCAUGCCCUACCUGAGAACUCCUUACUCAUAUGCCGCACCGUACGUGGCCAAGGCCGACAGUCUGGCCGACAAGGGACUGGAGCAGGUCGACACACGUUUCCCCAUCGUCAGAGAAGACACCAUCACCAUCAAGGACACGGUCGUGAACUAUGCAUUCUUCCCCUUCAGAGUCGCUGGAGAGGGUCGUACAUACGUCAUGAACACCUACGAAGACCAGUACAACAGGACUGCAUCUCGCAACAACCGUGGCAACGGCUUGAGCACGAGCUUCCUGGCCAUCAUCUCGACCCAACUCAAGAUCGCCGCUGAUAGUGUCAACCUUCUUGCUGACUGGUUCGGACCCAAGUCUGAAGAGGCCAAGCAGAAGAGCAACUCGCUACUCAACAGCCUGUACAACAAGGCCAGCGCUUACGGAGAGCAAGCCAAGCAGAAGGCCAACGAAGCCAACGAGAAGAAGGAGACAUACGCUGAAAAGGCUCAGGAAAAGUCAGGAUACUGA